Molecule: messenger RNA, 4691 nt
Organism: Menidia menidia (Atlantic silverside)
Lineage: Eukaryota; Metazoa; Chordata; Actinopteri; Atheriniformes; Atherinopsidae
Source: the annotation of a GenBank genome assembly
CUGCGGCGAAGCCCCGCCCCUCCCACAAUCAACAACUGGAUUCAAGCUAUUUGUAUUUUCGCCAGCUAGCACUGCUAGCUUGCUAACGAUGAUACGCUGCGUCCGAGAGAGAAAAAAAAAAGCGAGUUAGGCUAUCUUAGUCGACCGAGUGUUUGUUCGUAUUAGUUUGAAAACCCGGCAGUAUUUUGGUCUUGUCGCCUAUGCAACCCGAAGGACUGACGGCAGUGGAGAAAUCGACUGGCGCACCGUUUUUUUUUAGCCGUUCCCGAAAGCUAAGCCCUGAAGACCAGGCUAGCUGGUUGGCUGACAGUUGAUACGGCUAGUUUUGUGACUUCAGCGAUAUCGUAGGUGAGCUUUGGUUGAUGAAACGAUGAGUCGCCCCUGACACCGAGGGUACCGAGGCCCUGCUGGUUGUCACGUUGGAGUAAUCAGAGCCCAUUACUGAGAAGAUCUGCCAAUAUGAUGCCGAUGAUAUUGACGGUGUACCUUAGUGAUGGCGAACAGGCUGCUACCGAAGUACCAAUCACACCGGAGACAACGUGUCGGGAUGUGGUCGAGUUCUGCAAAGAGCCCGGUGAGAGCGGCUGCCAUCUGGCUGAGGUCUGGAGAGGCAACGAGCGAGCGAUCCCUUUUGAGCACAUGAUGUAUGAACAUCUUCAGAAGUGGGGACCCCGAAAACAAGAAGUUAAGUUCUUCCUCAGGCAUGAAGAUUCACCAACCGAGGGCAGUGAACAAGGGAGUCAACCAUCUCAGGAUCAAACAACACACAGAAGUGGAAAUCCUGGAGAGAAGCACAAUGAGAACGGGGUGGGGAAUCAGCGUGUGGAGCUCACACUGUCAGAGCUGCAAGAGAUGGCUACACGCCAACAGCAACAAAUAGAGGCUCAGCAGCAGAUGCUGGUCGCAAAGGAGCAGCGGCUGCGUUACCUGAAGCAGCAGGAGCGGCGUCAGCAGCAGACCGUGUCGGAGAGUGAGAAGCUGCAAAGGCUGAAGGAACGUGUGGAGAGCCAAGAGGCAAAGCUCAAGAAGAUUCGGGCAAUGAGAGGCCAAGUGGACUACAGCAAGGUCAUCAAUGGCAACCUGUCAGCAGAGAUCGAGCAAGUUAGCGGCCUGUUCCAAGAGAAGCAGGCUGAGUUGCAAGCGGCGGUGCUGAGGGUGGAGCAGCUCAGCCUGCAGCUGGAAGACCUGCGCAGGGGCAAACUCAACGGCAUCCAGACGGGCCUGGGUGGCCAAGUUACCGGCGCAGCAGCCCUGGAGCUCCGUAAGCUGUACCAGGAGCUUCAGAUUCGGAACAAGUUGAACCAGGAGCAAAACAGCAAGCUGCAGCAGCAGAAGGAGCUUCUGAAUAAGCGCAACAUGGAAGUGACGCUGAUGGACAAGCGCAUCAGCGAGCUGCGAGAGCGCCUCUACAAGAAAAAAGCUGAGGCACGUCAAAAAGAGAACCUUCCUCUGAAUAGAGCCAAUGGGCCUCCCUCUCCCCAGCCAGUUCCUGGCACUUUGGGUCGUGUUGCAGCUGUUGGGCCAUAUAUCCAGGUUCCUGUACCAAGUCGACAGGAUGGGGGCUACACCAUGCCACCAGAUCCACUGAAGCCUCAAACUUUAAGUGUUAAUAACCAAGCUAACCAAGGCCGCCCCAAAUCAGACGGUGUGCGAAAGCCUCACGGCCCUUGGAAAGUGUCCGAUUUAGACAUCAUUGUGGACCCGGUUUCCCAGUCCCUCCCAGAAUCGCACCCGGGCCCUGGAGCCUCCACUGGCUCUGACGGCACGUCCCCUAAUGACACUGGUUGGCCAACUGUGGGAAAGGCCAGCACCACUCUAAAGCCUCCUGAGAGGAGAGACUCAGGGACCGACACCCAGGGAAAGAGUCCUACCUCAGGCUCCCCCAUCACUCCCAGUGCAGAAAAGGUGCUAGAUUCCAAAAUCCCUAGCUCCUCUCCGGCCAUACCCAAGCCACAGCCACCACCAUAUGGAUCCCACCUCACCUCCUCAAACACAGCCAGCUCCCUGGAGCGCCGCAAAGAUGCGCCUCCCCCUCGCCCACUCCCAAACCCACCGGCCCCCGCAUGGCCCCGCGCCCCGCCCCCCACAGGCUCAUCCUCCCAGCAGAUACAGCAGCGUAUAUCAGUGCCACCAAGUCCCACCUUUCAGCCCAACACUCCCCUUUUCCCUCCCGGGCUGAGCGAGCGUUUGGACCCUCCACCAGCUGUGGCGGUGCGCCCCUUCAUUCCAGAUAGGGGGUCACGGCCUCAGUCGCCCCGUAAGGGCCCACCUACUGUAAACUCCAGCUCCAUUUAUCACAUGUACCUCCAGCAGGCAGCACCAAAGAGCCAGCCGCUCAAGCCUGCACUUAAAGCAGUGUAUGGGAAGCCUGUCCUCCACCCCAGCUCGACACCUCCAUCGCCUCUGCCUUUCGUCCAGACAGGAGGGGCCUUCCCAUUGCUCCAAGUCCAGCCGGGUGGUGACGAUGCGUUAGAUGGAGAAUUUGAUGAUCAUGAGAGCUUCCAGCACCUGGAGCCGUCAGCACCUCCACCCAGUGUGGAGAACAUCCCACGACCACUGAGCCCUACAAAGCUAACGCCUAUGGUACAUUCUCCACUGCGCUACCAAAGUGACGCAGACCUUGAAGUGCUCAGGAAAAAACUGGCAAAUGCUCCAAGACCACUCAAGAAGCGCAGCUCCAUCACAGAACCCGAGGGUCCCAGCGGACCCAACAUUCAGAAGCUGCUGUACCAGAGAUUCAACACGCUAGCAGGAGACAAUGGAAACCUCCUGUCUGAGACGCCGUUGGCACCGCCACCAGGAGAGGAGGACGGGGGUUCUGAGGCUCCAGCCAAAACAGCGGAUCCCAACGACAAUGAGCCAGUGCCCCCUCCGCCACAAGGUCCCGUGGAUCCUGCUGAGGCAGAGGGACCAGAAGAUGACAACAACAACAAUGUGGGAGGCUCUGAGGCGUCUCUGCCCAGCCCUGUUCCAGAAGUCAGCACUCCGGAGGAGAGCGGCGUGGCAGUCUCACAACAGUUGGAGAAGCGCACAAACCUUAAGAAGCCGAACUCUGAGCGCACUGGUCAUGGCUUCAGGGUGAAGUUUAACCCUUUGGCCCUGCUGCUCGACGCCUCGCUGGAGGGAGAGUUUGACCUGGUUCAGAGAAUCAUCUACGAGGUGGAGAAUCCCAGCACUCCAAACGAUGAGGGGAUCACCCCACUGCACAACGCAGUGUGUGCAGGGCACCACCACAUAGUCAAGUUCCUGCUGGAUUUUGGUGUGAAUGUUAAUGCUGCUGACAGUGACGGAUGGACUCCUCUUCACUGUGCCGCCUCCUGCAACAGCGUCCAUCUCUGCAAGCUGUUAGUGGAGUCAGGGGCCGCCAUCUUUGCCAGCACCAUCAGCGACGUGGAGACUGCUGCAGACAAGUGCGAGGAGAUGGAGGAGGGCUACAUUCAAUGCUCCCAGUUCCUUUAUGGAGUCCAGGAGAAGAUGGGUGUAAUGAACAAGGGGACAGUGUACACUUUGUGGAACUAUGAAUCCCAGAAUCCAGAUGAGCUUUCAUUUAAGGAGGGGGACGCCAUCACCAUUCUGCGACGACAGGACGACAGUGAGACGGAAUGGUGGUGGGCGCGGCUGGAGGCCAACGAGGGCUACGUGCCCCGCAACCUGCUGGGGCUCUACCCUAGAAUCAAACCUCGUCAGCGCUCUCUGGCGUAGUCUCACUGCUCUGAGCUGCAGCUCACAGCUGCACAAGAGACACAACCAAGAGCUGAGGACAACGGAGGAACCCGGUGCUCUGCCUUCUCCCUGUGGCCAUAACCCUCUCUGACCCUUUGCUUUCACAAAACCCUUCUCUUUGAAGCAGAGGACACUAAACUCUGACACACACUUGCAUCUGAACACACAAGCACUACAAAGUCUCUUAUAUGAUCCCCAUCCUUUUUGCCCCGCCUCAGACCGCCACCUUCCAACUUAGGGCUCUGUCACUCUCCUGACAUAUGCCAAUUUGAAGAUUAAAACACUACCCCUUGUCUCAGUAUUUCUUGCUGUGUUCACACUUCUUCAGCCAUGUUCAUCUCCCUGUAGUGGUACUGGUUUACAUACUAUAGUAACUGGAAGUUCAUCUUUAAGGAUGAGAAGUUGCUGAUUUUUGUCAGUGAAUUGUAAUUUGAGUUGUUGGAAGUAUUUUUUAUGGCCAAGUUUGUCCCCUUAAGGGAAAAAAUAUAUAUUGCUGGAAAACUGACUGUAGCCGAACCACCAAAGAUUAAUAUAAAUUUUAAGUUUAAUUCUAUAAGUCCCUAGAGCUUGCAGGUAUUGAGAGAUAAUCCAUUGGUUUGCUGCUAUUGAAAAUUAUGAGUGGGAGUUGAAGCCCCUUUAGAUAAUCUUAAGGAGCAGAAAAUAUAUAUUUAAGUGGGGAACAGAUCAUGUACAUUCUCAGUAUUACCCACUGAGGGCAGUUAAAAGAAUUCCAGUUUAUAAAAGAAAAAGGUUGUGGAUGGACAGCUCAAACAUCGUCAUGAGUUCCAUUUCAUUUCAAGACAUGGGGAUUUUUUUUUUCUUAAAUUUUUUGUCACCUGUUCAGAUUCCGGAUGCAGGAGUAUUGUGGAUGUGUGACAAGAGCAUUAAUAAAUUGUAAGCUAGCCUUUGAACAAUACGUUCUCUGUCUCUAAUGUGAUUUGAAUGCAAAAACACUGUUUAAAGGAGCA